AUGCCUCAGUUGCUGGGAAACAUCGAUGGGAUCAUCCAGGCCUUCAGCCGCUAUGCCAGGACUGAGGGUGAUUGUACCACAUUGACCCGCGGGGAGCUCAAAAAGCUCCUGGAGCAGGAGCUCACAGAUGUCAUUGUGAAACCUCAUGAUCCUGCUACAGUGGACCAAGUCUUCCGCCUACUGGAUGAAGAUUCCAAAGGGACUGUGGAUUUUAAGGAGUUCCUUGUGUUGGUGUUUAAAGUGGCACAAGCUUGCUACAAGACACUAAAUGAGAGUCCUGAAGGAGCUUGUGGAAGUCAAGAGCCAGGAAGUCAGAAUUCUGGAAGCACCCAGCAGAUGAGGGGUGAUCACAGCAGUCACACUGGAACAGGAAAAGUCGAGAGAGAACAAAACCGUACUAGGCAUGGAGGAGAAGAGCAGACAUUCCCAGGACAAAAUAGGAGCAAUCUGACCACUGGUACUCAGACUCAGAGGCAAGACUUCACUUCUGCUCAAGUCUGUGGCCAGGAUAGGAAGCCUGAAACCCAGGGACACGAGAGAGGGAGCCAACAGAUUGGAGACAAAACUGAUGGGGAGAGACAGACUCAGACAGGUACCACUCAGAUCAGAGAACAAGGCAGCACCCAUCAGACAGGGGAGACAGUGACUGGAGGUCAGUCUCAGAUUCACACUGGAACCACUCAGAUCAGGGAACAAGGCAGGGCCCAUCAGACAGCGGAGACCAUUACUGGAGGUCAGCCUCAGACUCACACUGGCACCACUCAGAUCAGGGAACAAGGCAGGACCCAUCAGGCAAGGGAGACAGUGACUGGAGGUCAGUCUCAGAUCCACGCUGGAACCACUCAGAUCAGGGAACAAGGCAGCACCCAUCAGACAGGGGAGACAGUGACUGGAGGUCAGUCUCAGAUUCACACUGGAACCACUCAGAUCAGGGAACAAGGCAGCACCCAUCAGACAGGGGAGACAGUGACUGGAGGAGGUCAGUCUCAGAUUCACACUGGAACCACUCAGAUCAGGGAACAAGGCAGCACCCAUCAGACAGGGGAGACAGUGACUGGAGGUCAGUCUCAGAUUCACACUGGAACCACUCAGAUCAGGGAACAAGGCAGCACCCAUCAGACAGGGGAGACCAUUACUGGAGGUCAGUCUCAGAUUCACACUGGAACCACUCAGAUCAGGGAACAAGGCAGCACCCAUCAGACAGGAGAGACAGUGACUGGAGGUCAGUCUCAGAUUCACACUGGAACCACUCAGAUCAGGGAACAAGGCAGCACCCAUCAGACAGGAGAGACAGUGACUGGAGGUCAGUCUCAGAUUCACACUGGAACCACUCAGAUCAGGGAACAAGGCAGCACCCAUCAGACAGGGGAGACAGUGACUGGAGGUCAGUCUCAGAUUCACACUGGAACCACUCAGAUCAGGGAACAAGGCGGCACCCAUCAAACAGCGGAGACCAUUACUGGAGGUCAGCCUCAGACUCACACUGGCACCACUCAGAUCAGGGAACAAGGCAGGACCCAUCAGGCAAGGGAGACAGUGACUGGAGGUCAGUCUCAGAUUCACACUGGAACCACUCAGAUCAGGGAACAAGGCAGCACCCAUCAAACAGCGGAGACCAUUACUGGAGGUCAGCCUCAGACUCACACUGGCACCACUCAGAUCAGGGAACAAGGCGGGACCCAUCAGGCAAGGGAGACAGUGACUGGAGGUCAGUCUCAGAUUCACACUGGAACCACUCAGAACAGGGAAGAAGGCAGGACCCAUCAGACAGGAGAGACAGUGACUGGAGGUCAGUCUCAGAUUCACACUGGAACCACUCAGAACAGGGAAGAAGGCAGGACCCAUCAGACAGGAGAGACAGUGACUGGAGGUCAGCCUCAGACUCACACUGGCACCACUCAGAUCAGGGAACAAGGCAGCACCCAUCAGACAGGAGAGACAGUGACUGGAGGUCAGUCUCAGAUUCACACUGGUACCACUCAGAUCAGGGAACAAGGCAGGACCCAUCAGGCAAGGGUGACAGUGACUAGAGGUCAGUCUCAGACAGGGAUCACUCAGACUGGGAAUACUGUCACCCAACAACGGGAAACUGGAUAUAGUCAGACUAGAGGCACAGAGACCCAAAGACAGGACAGGGGCCAGAUAACAAGAGAAACAGUGUUAGGGGGACAGACUCAGACUCAAACAGGGGAAUGGGCCCAGACCCAGACAGGAAGUAGUCAGGGAUGGGGCCAAGAAAGGAGCCAACAAACAAGAGAACCAGUGCUGGGGGACCAAGGUCACACCCAGAUGGAGAGCUCUUUGUCUGGGAGACAAGGCUGUAGUGGCAGCCAGAGAAGUUGCAGUGUGACAGGAGGGUUCCAGGACAGUGAUGACUGCCAGACCCAAGAACCCACUAUUGGGGGACAGGAGUGGAACAGACAUCAGACAAGGGAGACAGUAGUUCAACAGCAGGACCAGAGUAAUCUGCAGGCAAGAGAAUCAAAAAUUCAUGGUCAGGAGGCCACCCAGCUUGGAGGAGCAGGCCAGGCUCAGGGAGGAAAGCGAGGCCUCACUGCCCGGGGCCUUUACUCCUACUUCAAAGGUAACAAGCAAUGA
Phascolarctos cinereus (koala) is the source of this 2598-nucleotide messenger RNA. Lineage: Eukaryota; Metazoa; Chordata; Mammalia; Diprotodontia; Phascolarctidae. The record is from RefSeq and is a predicted model, not a curated record.